Molecule: messenger RNA, 1821 nt
Organism: Emiliania huxleyi CCMP1516
Lineage: Eukaryota; Haptophyta; Isochrysidales; Noelaerhabdaceae
Product: sulfatase modifying factor
Exons: 1
Coding region: 1-1821 (606 amino acids)
Source: RefSeq, a predicted model, not a curated record
AUGCGUGUCCAACGCCUCGCGCGUCGGCUCUCCACGGCCAGCGUGCCACGCGAUCGCAGCUUCAACGGCCUGCACGCGGCGUCCAGCAGCCUGCUCGACGACGCCGACCUUUACGGUACGCUUCGUGAGAAGCACUUCCGCCUGCCGGCCGCGACGGUGCGCCACUUGUACGCCGACGCCGCAUGGCGCACGCGUCGAGCCGCGCUCGCGGGGCUGAGCGACGAGCAGCUGCACGGGCGCUACGAGGCCUCGGUCAACCCUAUCGUGUGGGCGCUGGGGCACGUCUCGCACUUCUACGAGGCGAUGGCGCUGCGCCUCUUGGCGCCUGACGAGCCGCCGCUGCACGGCCCGGGCACGCUGCUCGCGGGCUGGGACGUCGAGGGUGCCUUCGACUCGUUUCGCGCCAACCACGCCGACCGGUGGGAGGGCGACGGCCUUGCGGAGGUGAGCCCCGCGGGGCGCUACCCCUCGCCGCGCUCGGCGAUGCUUUACGGCUACCGUGACCGUGUGGCGGCGCGGCUUCUGGCGCAGCUGCCCGAGGCGGACGACGCGCUGCUCGGCGCGGCGGAGACCUACCUGCACGUCUACGCUGUCGUUCACGAGCACUGGCACAUCGAAGACUGGCACCAAACGCGCCAGACUCUCGGCCUGCCGCCGCCGCCGCCGCCGAGCGCCGACGAGCCGCUGGUCCUUGACGUGCGAGGCGGCCGGUUCGCGCCGACGGCCGCGACGCUCCAAGCGCCCGACGCGUGCGCCGACGGCGGGCCGCUGCGCGGCGAAGCGCGCGUGCCCGGCGGCGAGUAUGUGCUCGGCGGGUGCGCGGCGCAGCAGCCCUUUGUUCUCGACUCGGAGCGCGGCGCACACGCCGUGCGCGUGCAGCCGUACGCCAUCGCCCUCGCGCCGGUGACCAACGAGCAGAUGCUCAGCUUCGUCCUCGACGGCGGCUACCGCCGAAGGGAGCUGUGGUGCCACGAGGGCUGGCGGUGGCUGAUGCGCGGCGGCGCGGCGGCCACGGGCCAGCACGAGGCUGGCACCGGCGAGCGGCGGGUGGCGCCGCGGUACUGGCGGCGCGUCGCCGCCGCCGCCGGGAGCGCGAGCGCGAGCUCCGUGGUGGACGGCGCGCUCGACGGGUGGGUGACGCGCUGCUUUGACGACGAUGCCGCGCCGCUCGCGCGCCACGCGCCGGUCGUGCACGUGUCCUGGUACGAGGCCAACGCCUACUGCCGUUGGGCGGGGAGGCGGCUGCCCACCGAGGCCGAGUGGGAGGUGGCCGCGAUCGCGCAGCCCGUCGAGGGCGAGGGCGAGGGCGACGGUGAAGGCAAAGCCGAAGCCGAAGGCGGCGGUGGUGGUGGCGGUGCACUCGGUGGCGGUGGGCGGCGGCUGCCGCGUGUCGAGCGGCACGCCGAGCCAUGGCCUCGCGCGGCGGCGGGCGGCGAGCUGCUCCGCCUGUCGCCCGCGAAGCGCACCUUCCCGUGGGGCGAGGCGCCGCCCACGCCCGAGCGCGCCAACCUCGACGGGCUGCGCCCGUGCGGCUACCUGCCUGUUGACGCGAUGCCGGGGGCCGACUCGGCCUUUGGCUGCCGGCAGAUGGUGGGCAACGUGUGGGAGUGGACCGCCACCGCCUUCUAUCCCUUCCCCGGCUUUGUCCCCGACUUUCCGUACCGCGAGAACUCGGCGCCGUGGUUUGGCUACCGCAAGGUCGUCAAGGGCGGCAGCUGGGCCACCUCGGCGCUGGUGGGCGCGCGCGGCGGGUACCGCAACCACUUCUGGCCAAACAUGGACGAAACCUUUACCGGCUUCCGCACGGCGCGCGACCUCUAG